AAUUUGACAACUCGGAACUCAAAUUCCCAUUUAUUUCUUCACCUCGUUGUUUGACUAAUUUUUAUCUCAACAAACAUUCUGCAAAAAUGACCGAAAACACAGAAAUAAAUGGCACCGAUGAUGUCCAGGACAAAAAACAAAAGAAAGCAACACGCCACGAUGGCGGAGCAGCUGAUCUGGAACGAGUAACAGACUAUGCCGAAGAAAAAGAAAUCUCUGCCGCAGACAUCUCCAGCGCUGUUGAACAAUUCGGUGAUAAACGCAUCAAAGAAGAUGAGGAAAAAUUAGCUAAAGAACGAGAAUUGCAGAAGGUUCAAGUCAAAAAAGAAGAUAUCGAACUUAUUAUGAAUGAAAUGCUCAUAUCGAAACAACAAGCAGAAAAGGUUUUAAGAGAACAGCGAGGUGAUGUUGUUGCCGCGUUAGAAAUCCUAAUAGCCAACUAAAAACAACCAAAAACAAAAAUAAACAUACCUAUUAAGAUUUUUUUUAAGAAAUCUUGUUAAAAUAUUUUAAAUUUUACAAGGGAAAAAAAAUAUAAAAAAGUAUACAUACAAAACUAAA
Messenger RNA from Eupeodes corollae, 561 nucleotides. Its product is annotated as huntingtin-interacting protein K. The record is from RefSeq and is a predicted model, not a curated record. Lineage: Eukaryota; Metazoa; Arthropoda; Insecta; Diptera; Syrphidae. The transcript has 3 exons. The coding region runs from base 87 to 443 and encodes 118 amino acids. Gene Ontology annotation, biological process: protein stabilization; negative regulation of apoptotic process.